AUGAAGCGGAAUCGCAUUCAUUUCGAGGGCAAUGGCGAUGCCUCGUCGGCCUCUCCGCAAGGCAGUUUCACUCCCGAGGAUCAAUCGCGGCAGUCGCAACAUGUCCCGAAGAUCUCACGGAGGAUACGUGCCUGCACGGAAUGUAAGCGACAUAAGGUCCGGUGUGAUAUGAAGGCAGGCGAGUCGAGCUGCUCGAGAUGUCGACGUAUGGGGCUGGAGUGUGUUGUCAACAAAAGCCUCCAGACAUUACUAGAGGAUGAAGCGGAGUGGAAAACCACGAUCGAGCUCGCAAUGACCGACCUGCUUAGGAAGGCGCAACUGCCGGAACUGUCAUAUUACCAAGCGGGUGGUGGAUCGACCGAGACACCUUCGAAGAAACGAAGUCGGAAAGAGUCAACCGUAUCGGUAGAUGAUGUGGGAUAUGCAUAUGGACACCACAAGGCUGCCUCAGCGGAUACACCUAUUCCUGGAACUACGGGUUCCAGCUCAUCUACCUAUACAUUCCCCCAACCGCAAACACAAUACUCGAUAGACCGCGAAGAGACCGCGGCUACUUCAUUAGUGACUGCGCCCAUGGGGAGCUUGUACGAAGUUACGCAGUUGAGUGAAAACCGCGAGAGCUCUUCUCCCACACAGCGAUAUCCAUCGGACCAGGCGCUGGUGACGGAUUUCAUUUCACGCGGCGUGGUGGAACUGCAAGAGGCAGAGGAGUUGUUCUAUCAUUUCGACCAAGUUCUGAAUCGCUAUCUUUGGGAUGGCGCACUUCUCCCACACAAAGAUCUGGCAUCUGUGAGGCGAUCCUCGUCCUUGAUGUCCGCAGCGAUCCUCGCUGUGACUGCACUCCAUAUGCCGACCAAAGAGCGCACGUUUGAUACCUGUUAUACGGAGUUUGCGAAAUUGGCAUCCGAAUCCAUGCUUGGAGACCAUCAUAGCUUGGACGAUGUGCGGGCAUUAUGUAUCGGUGCUUUCUGGCUUGCUGAUGUGAGCUGGAAGCUUUCCGGGUAUGCGGUCCGCAUUGCCACUGAGCGCAAUUUGCAUCAGUUCUAUCGGAAGGCCGUACAAGGCUCACCAGAGCACAAGGAACAAGCUCGGCUGUGGUAUCUCCUAUAUACCCUUGAACAUCACUUCUCUAUCGCAUAUGGUCGACCGCCCAUCAUCCACGAAGAUGCAUCCAUCACCCAACAUAACACUUUCACACAGACCCCAUCCAUCACUCAGGGUGACCUACGAUUGCACAGCCAGGUAGACUUGUUCAUAAUUCUUACUCGCAUAUAUUUCGCUUUCGGACCGGAUGUUGAUCUUGAGGUCGCCGAGAGCGACUUCCCCAAGAUCGACCAGUAUGACACGGAUUUGGGCCAUUGGAAAUCGGCAUGGCUUCCAAGGCUUGUCACAUCUAAAGCUGGGAGCCGUCACGUUGGCGCAUACCCCUACAAAGCCGUGUACAUGCACUAUAACUUUUCUCGACUACAGCUAUAUUCGGUUGCACUACGCACAUAUCAUUCCUCAACUUCUUCGCGAACCAUGUCGCCCGAACGACGGAAGCGGGCUAAUAUCGCGAUUGAGUCGGCCAUUGCCACUUUACAGGUUGUGCUGGACGAACGAGACAUCCAGAGAGCGCUAGUCGGCGUGCCUCUAUAUCUCCACAGCAUGAUCACUUUCGCGGCGGUAUUCCUAUUGAAGAUUGCUGCUAAGGCAUGCUCGAGCGGAGCGAACCAACAAAAUAACUCGAUUGCAUCGGCAGGUUUGCUGGUCGAUAUUGGAUAUGUGCGAAUUCUGGUUGGACGAAUUGUCGAAAUGAUGGUAUCCUGCAGCCAAAGAGCAAGCGAGCGCCAUCUAAGUCAUCACAUUGCUCGCGGUCUACGCAAGAUGCUGACGGGCCUGGAAGAAUGGGAGAAGCGAAAUGGCACCCAGCCCUCCAUGGGGUCCAACCAACAGGAAACAUCAUCUCUUUUCAAACCGGUUAUAAUUCCUGGAGCACAGAUCUUAGGAGAACGAGACACUAUCCUAAACCACCCGCCACCGCUGUUGGGUGUGGCGCCUUUGUCUGCCGAACGCAGCAACGGGUUCGAGCCGACGACAAUCGGCAAGCCUGAACCAGGACUUUCGGAGGGUUCAAUGGACCCCAUGAUGGCAGAUUUGUGGGGAUUCGAUGAGGAUUACUUCCCCACGGGGGUGUUUGAUUUCCUGCAAAGCCAGAUGCCUGCAUGA
Messenger RNA from Penicillium waksmanii, 2208 nucleotides. RefSeq lists its product as uncharacterized. Bases 1 to 2208 code for a protein of 735 amino acids. NCBI's taxonomy places the organism in Eukaryota, Fungi, Ascomycota, Eurotiomycetes, Eurotiales, Aspergillaceae. The transcript has 4 exons. Gene Ontology annotation, biological process: DNA-templated transcription; regulation of DNA-templated transcription. Gene Ontology annotation, molecular function: zinc ion binding; DNA binding; DNA-binding transcription factor activity, RNA polymerase II-specific. The record is from RefSeq and is a predicted model, not a curated record.